This is a messenger RNA of Loxodonta africana (African savanna elephant), 1101 nucleotides long. RefSeq names its product N-alpha-acetyltransferase 40, NatD catalytic subunit (gene NAA40). Gene Ontology annotation, cellular component: nucleus. Bases 403 to 1101 code for a protein of 232 amino acids. NCBI's taxonomy places the organism in Eukaryota, Metazoa, Chordata, Mammalia, Proboscidea, Elephantidae. Gene Ontology annotation, molecular function: protein N-terminal-serine acetyltransferase activity; histone H4 acetyltransferase activity; histone H2A acetyltransferase activity. The transcript has 8 exons. The record is from RefSeq and is a predicted model, not a curated record.
CUCCCUGCCUUCCCCGUUCCUGCCUCCCACAGCCUCAGCCUGGUUUUUAAUUUGACUUCUUUUGGCGCCACUCUGUGGCAGAACUGUGUUACUGCUUGCUGCCCAAGCUCGAGGGCUGCUAUUGGGGCCGGGAACUAAACCUCCAGAGUGGAGUGGCUUGGAGACCCUUUAGAGGCUUUCCCAGUGUUCAAGAAAUACGAUCGGAAUGGAACAAAGUGCUGCCUGGUCCUACACCCGCCAUGCGAUUGGCUGGAGCCUGGACCAUCGUGACCCACAGGGGUUUUGUUGGCUGAUUUUUGGAAGUAGAUCACUGGGCCUUUCCUCCCAGUCCGUCUUCAUCUGAAAGUUGUCCUGAAACCUGUUCAGCAUCCCAGCAACACACAAGCCUCCACUGGCAGAGGAAUGCUGGCUGCCUAUGAGGUGCAGUGGCUGGGAAUCGAACCUGGAUCUCCCAUUAGAAUUCUACCACUGAACCACCAAUGCCUCAACGAACAAGCUAGACAGAUGCCAAUAUGCGAAUUACGAAGUAAAGGCUUUAGCAGGUUAAAUGUCUCCAUCGAAUGUAAGCGAGUGUCUGGACUGGAGCCAGCCACUGUGGAUUGGGCCUUUGACCUCACCAAAACCAACAUGCAGUCCAUGUAUGAGCAGAGUGAGUGGGGCUGGAAGGACCGAGAGAAGCGGGAGGAAAUGACGGAUGACCGAGCCUGGUACCUCAUUGCUUGGGAAGACCAUUCCAUCCCUGUUGCCUUCUCUCACUUCCGGUUUGACGUGGAGUGCGGGGAUGAAGUCCUGUACUGCUACGAGGUGCAGUUGGAAAGCAAGGUGCGGCGGAAAGGCCUGGGGAAGUUCCUCCUGCAGAUCUUGCAGCUUGUGGCCAACAGCACACAGAUGAAGAAAGUUAUGUUAACAGUAUUUAAACAUAAUCAUGGCGCCUACCAGUUCUUCAGAGAAGCGCUGCAAUUUGAAAUCGACGACUCUUCCCCUAGCAUGUCUGGCUGCUGCGGGGAGGACUGCUCCUAUGAGAUCCUGAGCCGCAGGACCAAGUUUGGGGACAGCCAGCACUCUCACGCGGGUGGGCACUGUGGUGGCUGCUGUCACUGA